AUGUCUUUCGAUUCUGAGAACACCAAUAACACUACAAAGAAGAGUAGGAUACCUACACUACUGUCGUCGAAGAACAUUCCCCAUAGCCCAGGGUUUCCGGAUCCAUACGUAUUGAUUGGGGAUGCAUAUGAGCGAGUUUCGGCAGCUAAUGAAUGGGAGAUAGCCGACCCCGAAAAGCUACCGUAUCUGGCACACAUCAAGUCGCUAUCAACAUCAUGGAGAACCUUGCGACAUCUGGCCGACUGGAUGCAAGUUGGCACAACGCCGCUAAGAUAUAACGUGAUCAAACAUUACCCAGAAGAGAUGAAGAGACGUGCGGAAAAGACCAAUGUUACCUUGAUCGAGUAUCAGCCCGCCACAUCUCCCAAGACAAUAUCAAUCAAAUCUGCUCCGAAACUCCACGAGACGCUUCAGUCUUUCUCGUGCGACAGUGUGAGAGAGCCUCCUCUUCGACUGUUUGUCGUUGAAGAUCUCUCCCAACAGGUCAUCGAGCUGUUAGGCACUCGCUUCGACAUCGAUCCACUCUUCUUCCGCGAGCAGAUUGACGACUACGUUUGGCACAAUACUCGUGAUCCAUGGGCGUCGCCGCCUAGUCUCAUUUCGAAUAUCAAACACCAGGAUGAUUAUCAAGAAUCGAGACUAGAAGCUGAGAAGUGGAAUGUGCUUCGUCGCCCAGACAAUGAUGAGAACCAUUGGCGUUAUAAAGACAAGGAAGGUUCAGUCGUAUCCAUUAUGCGUACGCGUACUACAGUGUGGAUUGGGAAGGACAAGGAGUGUGGUAACGGAACUGUUGGGAUCGUAUUGUUAGAUCCUACCGUCAGACAGGGCCAUCCGCUUUGGUACGAUCGCAGUAAUUGGCUGCCUACGCCCAGUAUGGAGACAAAAGUCUAUCCGAAUGUCAGUUCCUCCACAUCAUGGUUCGAAGACAUUGUGCAAAUGACAUCCGCAUACCCGUGGUUCGAGCGAAACGAAGGUUAUAAGAUAAACCCACAAGUCCUCGUUAAACCAACCAUAUACACCAUCUGCGCGGAAUGGCUUGUAGUAUGCGACUACGUGAAGUCGCGACUUAGCCAGAUAGAAUGGGAGCUCGAGAUGCCGGACGUUUUCCGCUCAAAAGGCGACGUAAUCGACACUUCCCUGAAACGCUUGCACACAUGGCGCAGACAGAUCCCCGUCUUCCGCGAAAUGCUAAAAGAAACCUUGGAACAGGCGCUUCCAGCAGCCGUGCGUCUCACCAUAUCUUCAUCUCAGCCAACCGUCACGCCCACAUCACCGCUCUCCAUACUCUCAUUCUCUAACAACCUUAACAUCAACUCUGACAACCUUGAGGCUUUUGAUGACAUAAUUCCCGAUUUCCGACGUGUUCUUGCUGCCGUAAAUGAGCUUCAGGAACGUGUAGAUAGGCUCACUAGCAUCGUCACCUCUGAAAUUUCGAUUGAAGACUCACGGCGUGGAUUAGAAGAGAACCACAAUAUGGCACGGAUCACAUGGCUAGCGACGAUUUUCAUCCCUCUGACGUUCAUUUCAGGUCUAUACAGCAUGAAUGAGAGCGUCGCGGCACUGAGUACAACGUAUGGAUGGUACUUCUUAACUGCGAUACCAUUUACGCUCAUUGUCAUGGCGAUUGGGUGGGUGGCAGGGGGUGGGAGCUUAACGCCGUGGAGAGAAGGAAGUAAACAAAAAGGGACGAGUAGAUGGACGAAUGGGAAUAAGAAGAGGUGACGACUGUUAUGUUUCUGCGUCGAGCCAUGGCUCUCCUACGUGACCCCGAAAGUCUACACCAGACCAAUAGCCACAGGAGCUAUCGCACAAUGGAAUCAAGGGGAUAGGUACAUAGCCUCAAAUCACAUUUACAUGGCUG
Molecule: messenger RNA, 1861 nt
Organism: Pyrenophora tritici-repentis Pt-1C-BFP
Lineage: Eukaryota; Fungi; Ascomycota; Dothideomycetes; Pleosporales; Pleosporaceae
Source: RefSeq, a predicted model, not a curated record